AUGACGUCGAAGAUUAUUAUUCCUGGCGGACGCUUGGGUGUCAUUAUCUUCGGCUGUCUCGCUAUUAUUUCCUAUCCGUGGAUUCUUUGCUGGGUGCUCAUUUGCAAACUAGGCAAGUGCAUAGAAGGGGGUAGAAAACGAAACAAACCACCUGUCAAUGAUAACGCCGCCAAAGAACCGGAGGAUGUAUGGGGACUACGAGAACAGACAGAAUUGCCAGCGUCCUUCUGGUCUGAUCGGCGGCCCCUGACGCCUUCCCUACCCGACGACAAGAAAACGCCUGGAACCCGAGCAAUGGUGUCUCAGGCUGCUGGCCAGUCUGGCUUGCUUGGAUUGCCCGCCGAGCUCCGUGUAAUGAUCUGGCUUUAUGUCAUGAGCUCCUCCGGUGUGGUGCUUGUGAGGAGUCAUGGGAAGCGGCUAUAUGGCCACGCGUGUAAGCCAGGAUGCGAGUCCCACGCCCGCGGCCCAGAUAAUAACGUCCCCUAUCGAUAUAUACCAUUGCUAUCCACCUGUCGAGAAAUAUACUGUGAAGCAAUCGAAAUGCUGUAUAACAAGAAUACAUUCCAUUUCCGCGACCGAUCCGGCCUCAACCCGAUACCCCGAGUCAUUAACCCUGCCAGACUACCCUCAUUUAGAUCCCUGUCUAUUUCCACCUUUGUUUGUCUCCACGGCACGCCUGAAAAAAGUUGCAACGCGCUCCAGUCCUGGAUGGGGACACUCCGCGUCCUACAGAAAAUGACCGGGCUGCAUCGGCUGCAUGUUUCAUUUUCAGAACGCCUGCGUCCUAGCCAUGUCGUUAAUGGGUCGUCGUAUCUCUCCCCGCUGAUGGAUAUCCGGGGCGUGCCGGACUUUGUCGUCGAGAUCCAUGAUGAUCCCGAUUGUCCGGGGAACGAGUGGCAUCGUCGCUUUCCACCCGACCUGCCUUUUCGAGUGGUGAUACGCUCUCCUGCUGGGGAGUGA
This is a messenger RNA of Aspergillus versicolor CBS 583.65, 960 nucleotides long. RefSeq lists its product as uncharacterized. The transcript has 2 exons. The coding region runs from base 1 to 960 and encodes 319 amino acids. The record is from RefSeq and is a predicted model, not a curated record. NCBI's taxonomy places the organism in Eukaryota, Fungi, Ascomycota, Eurotiomycetes, Eurotiales, Aspergillaceae.